This is a messenger RNA of Haliotis rubra (blacklip abalone), 1932 nucleotides long. Its product is annotated as solute carrier family 25 member 44-like. Bases 397 to 1386 code for a protein of 329 amino acids. Gene Ontology annotation, molecular function: branched-chain amino acid transmembrane transporter activity. NCBI's taxonomy places the organism in Eukaryota, Metazoa, Mollusca, Gastropoda, Lepetellida, Haliotidae. Gene Ontology annotation, biological process: branched-chain amino acid catabolic process; transmembrane transport. Gene Ontology annotation, cellular component: mitochondrion. The transcript has 5 exons. The record is from RefSeq and is a predicted model, not a curated record.
AAACUGUGUUUCAAACGUUUGGUGAUUUGAUAUUGAACUCUUAAGGCAAGAAAGUUACUUCGAAAGGGGAAAAGUGUUAUGAUUAAUAAAAACUUUUAUCUAAUGGAAUCCUUUUUUAAAGUAAUAUUUACCUCGGAGCUGUUGUUUCUGGUUGCAUUUCAGCUUCCGGUUUGAUUAUCUGGAGGAGAAAGUCAAACGGACUUCGUGGUAUGACUUGCUGAGUGAUGUUUAAAACAACGGAAAAAAUGUUGAAGGCAUCAGCAGAGGAAACGGGUCCAAAAUACACAGAAUGAACCCAUGGUCACCCCCGACACCCUGGAUGGAAAUAUCAGCAACCCACACUUGAUUUAAAAACUUCAAUAUAUGGGAUAAAAGUUCACCAUACAAGGCAGCAAGAUGAAUUUCGAGGUUGAUGACCUUCAGGUCAUUGAAUUAAAUAUGAUGGAUAAGAGGAAGUAUUAUCCUUUGACGUUUGCAAGUGGAAUGACGAUACGCACGCUUUUAUACCCAGUGACGCUGGUGAAAACAAGGCUUCAGAUUCAAAAGGGUCAUACGAUUUACAAGGGGACUUUUGACGCCUUUGUGAAAAUAGCGCGAAAUGAGGGCGUGUCCGGGUUGUACCGAGGCUUCUGGGUAAGCUGUUUGCAGCUGUUUCCGUCGAUGGCAUACAUCUCAACGUACGAGGGCACUCGCCACUACCUCAUGGAAAACACAUCUGUAACAAAUAGCAAAACAAGGUCUUUCAUAGCUGGAGGAGGUGCCUCCAUUGUAGGACAGACAUUGUCAGUGCCUCUUGAUAUAAUAACCCAGCACCUUAUGUUGAUGGGACGGCGAAAAACAGGGUCUUCCGACAUUUCCAGUGAAAAAGUCCAAAAGAAGUUAUCAAGUUUACAAAAAUUAGAAAUAUCUGACGAGGUCAAGAAGAGACGGUUUGGUGCAGUAAGUGCAGUUAUACGAGAAGUGUACAAGCGAAAUGGGCUGCUUGGAUUUUACAAGGGUUAUUUUGUGUCACUGACUGUGUUUGCACCAAACAGCGCCCUCUGGUGGUUCUUCUAUGACAGUUAUUCAGAUAUGCUUGCCAGUAUUGCCCCUGCCUUUGUCCCGAGGUUGGUGCUACAGGUGGUGUCCGGGCCUCUCAGUGGCAUCUCCGCCGCUGUCAUCACCAACCCCCUCGACCUCAUCAGAGCACGGAUGCAGGUUGAUGGGACCAGUUUCUCGGACACUGUGAAAAUAUUGUGGCAAGAGGAACGUUUCUGGAUCGUCACGAAGGGUUUGACGGCUCGUCUGGUGCAGUCUGUGAUGUUCUCCUUCUUCAUCAUUCUCGGUUACGAGACCAUCAAACGCUGGAGCCUUCUGGACGAAUACAAGCAGCAGGUCCGCUGGUGACAACAGCUUCCUGUAGGCAAAUACCUCUUUUAGAAAAUUUGUAAAAUGGAUAUUUUUUAUGAAGAUCACUGGUUGAUAUGUGUGAUAACGGAACAGUUUGUAUGUGAGUUGUUUUUGAGACUGUGUUGAAAGUUCUGCCUGUGUUGACAUGAUACUAUGUAGUGCUCCAACAAAUCCAGUAUGAGGCAAAUAUGAUACAUAUCACGAAUAUUGGGUCGUUAAUCAGUGUGAUUUCAGGGGUUUUUUUCAGUACCUGCAGUGAGUGUAACCUGGCUUAUUAAUAUUUGAUUCUAGACAUAGCAGAUAACAAAUUGAAUUCAUGAAGGGAUAGAGUUAGAUUCUCAGGUAGGGAGUCUCAGUUAAAAAUCCACCUCUAAAUAUUACUCUGAGGGAUUUCUUCCAUCUCUUUUCUUUUGCACUGUUUGUACAGUAUAUCAGCACAAGAAUAUAACAUGUGUUACAAGUUUCAACAAACCAAACAGUUGUAUUUUCGCUUUUUGAACAUGAUAAUUGGCAUCCAGUAAAUUCCUGGUUUACUCAUACAUA